Mesocestoides corti is the source of this 252-nucleotide messenger RNA. The record is from the annotation of a GenBank genome assembly. Lineage: Eukaryota; Metazoa; Platyhelminthes; Cestoda; Cyclophyllidea; Mesocestoididae.
AUGGCAGUCCGCCAGGAAGGGCAAGUUGGCAGCACCAAUGCAAGCUGCCUCGGGGCGAUUAAUGGACGCACGGUGUUCAACAUCGCUUGUCUGUCAGUCGCGAAGCUAGUGGGUGCGAGGAAGCUUGUCGCGGCGACGCGUCAGCACCCAACCGACGCGUACUCGCCUCCCUCGAUUCCCCAGCCUCAAAACCAAUCAUCUGUCGACGCAGACACAGCGUCUGCAACGCCUCAUCUACCUAACAUUAAUUGA